Haliotis rufescens (red abalone) is the source of this 395-nucleotide messenger RNA. RefSeq lists its product as uncharacterized. Lineage: Eukaryota; Metazoa; Mollusca; Gastropoda; Lepetellida; Haliotidae. Bases 48 to 395 code for a protein of 115 amino acids. The transcript has 3 exons. The record is from RefSeq and is a predicted model, not a curated record.
CAACAUUUUGUUGAUAACGUCACUAGAGCGUUUAGAGGCCCGUCACGAUGUUGAAGUUGAUUUGUGUCGUCGCUGUGGUCGGUUGUUCUGUCGCGGAGAAGCGGUGCCCACCCAAGUCAUGGCGUGCAGAAGAAGUAUUCCUUGGCUUGUAUCUUCCCAAAGUUGACAACGUGUACCAGCCGCGAAAGGAAGGGGACCACAGCCUGGUGUACUAUGACGCUGACAACAAAAGGUCCGCCAUCAUCUCGAAUUUCACUGUUGGCUCAAAGACAGGGGAUAACAAAUUCAUCUUCGACUACACUGCACUAUGGGGCAUCGUCAAUACGGCACGGGUAUCUAUGGGCUACGGUCGUCCAUCCCCCGUGAAUAUAUACGCCCGCUUUGCCGUGAAGUGA